UAGCUGCUCUGCACCGCGUGGUGUUGUUUAGCAGCGUAUUUUGUUUAUUUUCGUUUAAUUUACGCGGAAAAUAAACAAUUAAUAAUUCAAAAUGAGUUUGUAUAAUUUUAAAAAGAUUAUGGUGGUUCCACCAGCCAAAGAUUUCAUAGAUAUUAUGCUAUCAAAGACACAACGUAAAACACCAACAGUUGUGCAUAAAGGAUAUAAAAUCUCACGUAUACGCACAUUCUACACACGUAAAGUGAAGUAUACACAACAGAACUUCCACGAUCGUCUAUCACAGAUUAUACAAGACUUUCCAAAAUUAGAUGAUGUACAUCCAUUCUAUGCUGAUUUAAUGAACGUACUGUAUGAUAAAGAUCAUUACAAGUUGGCUUUGGGUCAGCUAAACACAGCAAGACAUUUAGUUGAUAAUGUCGCAAAAGACUAUGUACGUUUAUUGAAAUAUGGUGAUUCACUUUAUCGUUGUAAGCAAUUGAAAAAAGCUGCUUUAGGUCGCAUGGCUACUAUCAUGAAACGACAAGCAUCUAAUCUUACAUAUUUGGAGCAAGUGCGUCAGCAUUUAUCACGUUUGCCUACUAUAGAUCCCUAUUCACGCACAAUUAUUAUUUGCGGUUUUCCAAAUGUUGGCAAAUCUUCAUUUAUCAAUAAAAUCACUAGAGCAGAUGUAGAAGUACAGCCUUAUGCAUUCACUACAAAGUCACUGUAUGUUGGACAUACUGAUUACAAAUACCUUAGAUGGCAGGUUAUUGAUACUCCUGGUAUUUUGGAUCAUCCGCUGGAGGAGCGCAAUGUUAUUGAAAUGCAAGCCAUCACUGCCCUGGCCCAUUUACGUUCUUGCGUUUUAUAUUUCAUGGAUAUAUCUGAACAAUGCGGACAUUCGUUAGAAGAACAAGUAAAAUUGUUCGAAAGUAUUAAACCACUUUUUACCAACAAACCUUUAAUUGUUGCCAUCAAUAAGAUUGACAUACUUUCGUUGGAUGAUUUAUCAGAAGAGCGUAAAGCUGUUAUUACAAAAUUGCAAGAAGAUACUAGCAUUCCUGUUAUGUUCAUGUCCACUGUAAACGAAACUGGUGUAAUGGAGGUUAAAGUGGAAGCUUGUGAACGUCUGUUAUCUUUCCGUGUUGAUCAGAAAAUGCGCACUAAGAAAGUUGAUAAUAUACUCAAUAGAUUACACGUUGCUGUACCCGCGCCAAGAGAUGAAAAAGUGCGUGCACCUUGCAUACCAGAACAAGCACUUGCACGUCUUGAAAAGAAUGCCGCUAAAGCAGAACGUAAACGCAAACUUGAAAAAGAUAUUGAAGAAGAAAUGGGUGAUGAUUACAUACUGGAUCUUAAGAAAAAUUAUGCCGAUAUACCAGAAGAAGAACGAUAUGAUGUCAUUCCAGAAUUCUGGGAGGGACACAAUGUUGCUGAUUAUAUUGAUGAAGACAUAUUUGCAAAACUUGAAGAACUUGAACGUGAAGAAGGUUUACGUGUUGAGGGUGGUGUCUAUGAAGUACCUGAUAUGAGUAUGGAUGAAACACUUAAAGAGAUCCGUGAAAUGGCUAAGCAGAUACGUGGUAAGAGAUUCCAUUUGCGUGAUGACAAACGUCUUUCGUCAAAGAAGAACAAACCAGUUAUGCCCAGAAACAAACAAGCCAAAGUACGUGAUCGUUCAGUGUCUAAAUUGCGAGAGACCAUGCAAAAUCUUGGUGUCGAUAUGUCAGGUACAGAAAAUGCUAACUUUACUAAAUCAGUUGUGGAUAUUAGACGCGGUCUUGUGCCUGUUGGUAGCAAAAAACUAUUCAAGAGCCCGUUGCCGGAUAAAGAAACAUCAGCUAUUGUUAAAAAGACUGGUUUGCCACUUAAACGUGCACCGUCACGUGAUAAUAUGGGUGUUAAGAAUACUGCUAUGAAGAAGAAAUUACAAGUUAUGGCUAAACGUGAUAUAGCAAAGAAAGUUACGCGACUGGGUCUUAAAGGUGAAGCUGAUCGUUUUAUUGGCACGAAAAUGCCAAAGCAUUUGUUCUCAGGAAAACGUGGUAUUGGCAAAACAGACAGACGUUAAAAUUUUUUAUUUGGUUAUUUUGAAAGAGUAAUAACAGAAGCGAGAUGUGUCAUCAUUUGAACUAAUAUUAUAUAUAUGUAAAAUGUAUAAAUUGUUUGAAUGUUGUAUUUAUUUAAAUAUCAAACUGGAUUUUUAAAUAUAAAUAUAUUAAAUAUUUUCUUU
Molecule: messenger RNA, 2212 nt
Organism: Teleopsis dalmanni
Lineage: Eukaryota; Metazoa; Arthropoda; Insecta; Diptera; Diopsidae
Product: nucleolar GTP-binding protein 1-like
Exons: 4
Coding region: 92-2050 (652 amino acids)
Biological process (GO): ribosomal large subunit biogenesis
Cellular component (GO): nucleolus
Molecular function (GO): GTPase activity; GTP binding; RNA binding
Source: RefSeq, a predicted model, not a curated record